Synchiropus splendidus (mandarinfish) is the source of this 2274-nucleotide messenger RNA. It is a transcript of the gene septin7b, whose product is annotated as septin 7b. Gene Ontology annotation, molecular function: GTP binding; molecular adaptor activity; GTPase activity. The coding region runs from base 1 to 1362 and encodes 453 amino acids. Gene Ontology annotation, biological process: cilium assembly; cytoskeleton-dependent cytokinesis. The record is from RefSeq and is a predicted model, not a curated record. The transcript has 15 exons. Lineage: Eukaryota; Metazoa; Chordata; Actinopteri; Syngnathiformes; Callionymidae. Gene Ontology annotation, cellular component: cell division site; microtubule cytoskeleton; septin ring.
AUGGUGACUCUCUCUUUUGUCUUUCUUUUGUUCCCUCUCUGGUGCUACAUCUCUUCCACCGCUGCGGCGUCGAUCUGCUCAACAGCUCAGCAAAAGAAUCUGGAAGGAUAUGUCGGCUUCGCAAGCCUCCCCAACCAAGUGUACAGGAAGUCCGUCAAGAGGGGCUUUGAGUUCACCCUGAUGGUCGUGGGCGAGUCGGGUUUGGGCAAAUCCACGUUGAUCAACUCUCUGUUCCUGACAGACCUGUAUUCACCAGAGUAUCCCGGACCUUCACAUCGAAUCAAAAAGACUGUACAGGUGGAGCAGUCCAAAGUUCUAAUAAAGGAAGGCGGCGUCCAGCUGCUGCUCACGAUAGUCGACACCCCGGGGUUCGGAGAUGCUGUCGAUAACAGCAACUGCUGGCAGCCCAUCAUCGACCACAUAGACAGCAAGUUCGAAGACUACCUGAACUCAGAGUCACGGGUCAACAGACGACAGAUGCCUGACAGCCGAAUCCAUUGCUGCCUGUACUUCAUCGCCCCCUCGGGACACGGGUUGAAGCCCCUGGACAUCGAGUUCAUGAAGCGACUGCACGAGAAAGUCAACGUCAUCCCACUGAUCGCCAAAGCCGACACCCUGACCCCAGAGGAGUGCCAGCAGUUCAAGAAGCAGAUCAUGCGGGAAAUCCAGGAACACAAAAUCAAAAUCUACGAGUUCCCGGAGACGGACGACGAAGAGGAGAACAAGCUGGUGAAGAAGAUCAAGGACAAGCUGCCGCUGGCUGUAGUCGGGAGCAACACCAUCAUCGAGGUGAACGGCAAGCGGGUGCGAGGAAGGCAGUACCCCUGGGGCGUGGCUGAAGUGGAGAACAGCGACCACUGCGACUUCACCAUCCUCAGGGACAUGCUGAUCAGGACUCAUAUGCAGGACCUGAAGGACGUCACAAACAACGUCCACUACGAGAACUACCGCAGCAGAAAGCUCGCUGCUGUCACCUACAACGGCGUGGACAACAACAGGGCCAAAGGUCAACUGUCCACCAAACUUGACACAGUUGAAGGAAUGAGUCCUCUGGCUCAGAUGGAGGAGGAGAGACGAGAACAUGUGACCAAGAUGAAGAAGAUGGAGAUGGAGAUGGAGCAAGUGUUUGAGAUGAAAGUCAAGGAGAAAGUGCAGAAGCUGAAAGACUCUGAAGCCGAACUCCAGCGGCGCCACGAGCAGAUGAAGAAGAACCUGGAGGCCCAGCACAAGGAGCUGGAGGAGAAGAGGCGCGUGUUCGAGGACGAGCGAGCCAACUGGGAGACCCAGCAGCGCCUGGAGCAGCAGAAGCUGGAGGCCUCCAGGACUCUGGAGAAGAACAAAAAGAAAGGGAAGAUCUUCUAGACGCCAGGACGACCUCCCCAGCUCACAUUGUUUGCCAACGUUGCCGGUCAGGACGCCGGUGUGGCACUGACAGCCCCCCACUCCUCUCCUCCCCCUCCCCCGCUCUGUCUGCCAACACUGCCGUGUUCCUGCACCCAGCCCCUAGAGGGAGCUAUUACUGGGUUUUGAGUGUGGAAGCAGGCGCGCCCCUCCUUUUUCCCUUUAUGGCCGCCAGACUCUUCAUCAUCAUCAUCAUCAUCGAGAAUGUGUUUACCUUAAUGACAGAAUAAAUACGCCCAUAUUAGAACGGCCAAACUCACAAUAUUUGAAUAACUAUUAUUGAUGUUGUUACUGAAUAGACUCUUCUUCCUCUGCCUCCUCCUCUUCCUCCACCUGCCCUUCAUCCCAAGGUUGCUGUUGAACGACUGACUUGUUAGUACAGUGCAGCUGGUGAGUUUCAUCCGUUUACAGGACCCCUCCUACGCUCCCAACCCCCAGCGCGCUGACAGCCUAACAUCGAGUCAGUAGAUCAACUGCACCUUGGGCUCUUUUUAUAAGAAAGUACCAGCUAAAGCUUCUUAUCUCUGAAUUGUAACGCUUGUUUUCCUGUUAGCCUCGGACCACCGUUUAUACUCGUAAUUAUUCACUCUAGUUUAUUUUUCUAUAUUCAUGCCGACCAGCUGAAGUCAUUAUUACUCCUUUUUGUACGUGUAGAGGAUUCUCCGACUCCAGCGGUUGCUCUGCUUCAAAACCAAAAGAUCCUGGACGCAAAGAAACGAGAAUAUUUUAAUGACGCUGCCGAAGCUGUCAGUGGGGAAAUGAAGAGUCGACGCCACGUCCGUGUUGCUUCUGGCCAUGUACUCCAUCUGUAUUUUUAAUUUUAUUUUUCAUUUGUAUUGUACAAAGUCACUUAAUAAACCUGUGAUGAUACAA